AUGGCGGUCAGGUCCCAUGAGCAACAUACUAUUGUACUACAGCCACUUAAGUGGAACUACGGGUUGCCUGAGACAUUAUCACCGCCUUACUUCAUCUUCCAUGUUGGUACAAUAUCGCAUUCAGCGACAAGCCGAGGAGCCGGGGGUCGGGGGUCGGGGGUCGGGGGUCGGGUCGGGGAUAGCCAGAGCCGGCUUCCGACAACACCACCUUUGUCAUCCCCGCUGGUCCGCGACCUUUCCCCGAGUCCCCCUCUCCUCUCUGGACAAAGCCCUCGGUCCAUUCUGCUUCACUUCUCCGCGUCUUCCGAGAUCAUUGAAGUGAGCGAAGAACACGCCUACGCCAUCGUCGAGCCCGGUGUCUCCUUCUUCGAUCUGUACAAUUACAUCCAGGAGAAAGGGUACCGUCUGUGGCCAUCAUGCCCAACGCUCGGUUGGGGUUCGGUCUCGGGAAACACCCUCGAGAGGGGGUUUGAUUACACCCCCAAUGGUGAACAUGCAGAACAGCAGUGCGGUAUGGAGGUGGUGCUUGGUACUGCGGUGAGGUGCGGUUACGGCCCAAGCAUAGACGGCCUCUUCUACCAAUCCAACUUCGGAAUCGUCACCAAGCUCUGCAUCCAUCUCACCCCCGUGCCGGCCAGCUUCGCUCUCUGCGAGGUCGGCGUCCCAUCGCAAGACCAGCUCACCUCCAUGGUCCGCACUCUCGCCCAUCUCGAGCGCGAAAACGUCAUCCAAAACCAGACCUCCAUCUCCAACCCGUUCCGCUGCGGCCUCGCCGACCUUCCCACCUGCCCCGACCUCGUCCCCCGCGUCCUCGGCCCCGGUCUCCACCAGAGCGGCUGCGCUAGAGGUACCAACGCCGACAUGACCGCCCUCGCCAAAGAAAGAGGGUGGGGCUACUGGACCGGCGACUUCGCACUCUACGCAGCCUCCCCCGCCAUCGUCGACGUCAACUGGGCGCUGGUGCAGGAGCGCAUCGCGGUCGCCAUCCCCGGAGCGUCCGUCAAGCUAACGUUUCGAGCCGACGCCACUACUACUAAAGAAGAAGGGGUACGCUGGCUCAACGCAUCCAAACUAGCAGUCCCCCCAGAGAGUACAGCCAUCCCGCAAUACGGUGUCCCGGGGACUCAGAACGCCGCUUUGAUGGAAACCCGUGGCGGUCCCAAGGGGAAGGGAGGGCAUAUCUGCUUCUCCCCGCUGUUCCCCACGGACGGGAUCGAGAUGCAGGCCUGGCCGCACGACGAGGGAGAGAGGGUCAAGAGGCUGUUUGACGGGCUGGUGGAGGAUGCGGAGAGACAUGGGGUGUCGGAGUAUAGAAUUCAUUUGAACUAUAUGGAUAGAGUUAGAGGGCAGUUUGAUUGGCUUGGAGUUGGAGCUGGAGCUGGGGCUGGUGAGAAGAGGGAUGCUCUGGGGCAGGUUUCGAGACGGUUGAAGGGGGUUCUGGAUCCUGAGGGGAUCUUGGGGCAGGGGAAGUCGGGGAUUUGGACGGUGCCCCGGACGUAG
Messenger RNA from Neurospora tetraspora, 1500 nucleotides. RefSeq lists its product as uncharacterized. Gene Ontology annotation, cellular component: mitochondrion. Lineage: Eukaryota; Fungi; Ascomycota; Sordariomycetes; Sordariales; Sordariaceae. The coding region runs from base 1 to 1500 and encodes 499 amino acids. Gene Ontology annotation, biological process: lactate catabolic process. The record is from RefSeq and is a predicted model, not a curated record. Gene Ontology annotation, molecular function: D-lactate dehydrogenase (NAD+) activity; D-lactate dehydrogenase (cytochrome) activity; flavin adenine dinucleotide binding. The transcript is spliced from 3 exons.